AUGGCCCCAGCAGAAGUUAAAAGGGAAGGUGAUGAUUAUGACAUUCCAAAUGAAGCAGAUGACAUUCGUUUGAUGAAUGAAAGUUGGCCAGAACCUUAUCAUGGUUGCGAAGCUGGUCUGAGCAAUGAAGAAGCCACCAACAUGAACGUUGAAGAUGGCGGAGCCGAUGUGAAAAAAGAAAUGGUUGACGAUGCUCAUCGCAAUGACAUGGUUGGUGAUGUUGAACGUGCUAUUCUGGAACAGAAAUUUGAUUCGGUCGAAGAUGGAGAAGCUUUUUACAAUGCGUAUGCUAAAGCCAAGGGAUUUAGUAUACGAAAAUCCAGAUUUAACACAAAUAAAGAGGGAAAGGUCGUUAGUAGGCUGUGGUUGUGUUCAAGGGAAGGUCAGAGAUUACCAAAAUACUUGGACCGUAUUGCUGAGAAGAGCAGAGCUCCCAAGGCACUAACAAGAGUAGGUUGCAAAGCCCAAUUUCGCAUACGGUACGAUGUAGAUGCUGGUAAAGGGGGACAGUAUGUUGUGACUCACUUCGUCGCAGACCACAACCAUGAAUUGGCGGAACAACAUUGUGUGAUGUAUCUGAAGUCACAUCGCAGUUUAAACAACGCCGACAAAGCUCAAGCAAUGGCUAUAUGCAACGUCGGUGUGAUGACUAGCCAAAUCAUGGACUAUAUGGUAAAUCAAUCCGGGUCUUAUGAGAAUAUUGGUUUCAUCCGUACGGAUCUGCACAACCAUAUUCAAGCCGAACGUAGAGCAGAAGUUGAUGAUGGUGAUGCGCAGGAUUCGAAAUCGCGGGCCGACUACGCAAAGUUUGGUGAUGUGUUGAUAUUUUACUCAACUUACAAAACCAAUGCAUACAAGAAACCUUUUGUCAUGUUGGCUGGUGUGACUACCCACUUUAAGACCACGAUAUUUGCAUGUGUUUUGCUAGCUAAUGAGACAAUUGAGACAUACACAUGGGUUUUGGAAACAUUUAUGGAGGCGAUGAACAAUAAAGCACCUGUGUCCGUACUGACAGAUGGAGAUAAGGCAAUGCGAGAGGCAAUCAGAAAAGUAUUUCCAGACACAAGACAUCGAUUAUGUAAUUGGCAUCUUGGGAAAAAUGCUGUUUCAAAUGUUCACAUAAGUGGCUUUGCACAUGUUUUCAAGCAGUGCAUGGACAUGGAAACAGAUGAGACAAAGUUUGAGCAUGGUUGGACGACAAUGGUCGAAAAAUUUGGACUUCAAACCAACAGUUGGGUGUUGAAGACAUAUGAAAAGCGUCAUAUGUGGGCUGAGGCACAUAUGCGUGGACAUUUCUUUGCUGGGAUGAAGAGCACUCAGCGCUCGGAGUGUAUGAAUGCUUAUUUCAAUCCCUUCCUCCAACACAAAUUGAAGCUAUAUGAAUUUGUUAGGAACUAUGAUCCGGCUCUUGUAAGGAUAAGAUGGACAAGGGCUGCAAGUAAGGAUGGCCAGCAAUAG
Camellia sinensis is the source of this 1458-nucleotide messenger RNA. NCBI's taxonomy places the organism in Eukaryota, Viridiplantae, Streptophyta, Magnoliopsida, Ericales, Theaceae. The record is from RefSeq and is a predicted model, not a curated record.